GAUAGUUCCAAAAUCAUUUUGAGCAUAGAAUCAUAGCAUGGAAGUGAUGUACUGUGUCACUCUUGUGUGCAUGUUUGUGCUCUUCCUCUUUCUCUCCCUAUACUUACUUUUGGGUAAUAAGAAAGAUUCGUCCGGCGACCCUCUGCCGCCGGGAAGGAGCGGAUGGCCGUUCAUCGGCGAGACCUUCGAGUUUUUGUCAACGGGGUGGAAGGGCCACCCUGAGAAGUUCAUUUUCGACAGAAUGGAGAAGUACUCAUCCGCCGUCUUCCGGACACACCUUAUGGGCGAGAAGGCCGCCGUCUUCUGCGGAGCCAACAGCAACAAGUUUUUGUUCUCAAACGAGAACAAGCUCAUGCAGGCAUGGUGGCCUGAUUCGGUGAACAAGAUCUUCCCAUCCACAAGCCAGACCUCUUUGAAAGAGGAAUCACUGAAAAUGAGGAAGAUGCUCCCCACUUUCUUCAAACCGGAAGCGCUCCAACGGUACGUCGGAAUCAUGGACGACCUCGCCCGCCGCCACUUCGCCGACGGCUGGGAAAGCAAGAAUCAAGUCCACGUCCUCCCCCUCGCCAAGCGCUUCACCUUCUCGCUGGCCUGCCGGAUCUUCAUCGGCGUGGAGGACCCGGUCCAGGUCGCCCAGUUCUCCGAGCCCUUCGACGUCAUCGCGACCGGCGUCUUCUCCGUCCCCAUAGAUCUGCCCUGGACGCCGUUCCGGCGGGCGAUACAGGCGUCGGAGCUCAUAAGGAAGGAGCUGCUGGCGGCGGUCAUAAAGCAGAGGAAGAGAGAGCUGGCGGAGGGGACGGCGACGGCGAGCCAAGACAUUCUGUCGCACAUGCUGGUGACGAGCAACGAGGACGGGACGUUCAUGGCGGAGUGGGAUAUCGCCGACAAGAUUUUGGGGCUUCUCAUCGGCGGCCAUGACACUGCUAGCUCUGCUUGUGCCUUCGUCGUUAAAUAUUUGGCUGAGCUUCCUCACGUCUACCAACGUGUCUAUACAGAGCAAAUGGAGAUCGUGAAGUCGAAGAGAGGAGGAGAAUUAUUGAACUGGGAAGACAUUCAGAAUAUGAAAUACUCAUGGAAUGUGGCAUGUGAAGUUUUGAGGCUUGCCCCACCCCUCCAGGGUUCUUUCCGUGAAGCCUUGACAGAUUUCACCUUCAAGGGCUUCCGCAUUCCCAAAGGAUGGAAGUUGUAUUGGAGCGUAAAUUCUACACAUAAGAAUCCAGAAGUGUUCAAAGAACCAGAAAAAUUUGACCCGACAAGGUUCGAAGGGAGUGGGCCAGCUCCAUACACAUACUUGCCAUUUGGGGGUGGGCCGAGGAUGUGUCCUGGAAAAGAGUACGCGCGGCUAGAGAUAUUGGUGUUCAUGCACAACCUCGUGAAGCGCUUCAAGUGGGAACAAAUUAUUCCACAAGAAAAGAUUGUGUUCGAUCCCAUGCCUAGGCCUGCUAUGGACCUCCCCAUUCGCCUCUAUCCUCACAACCAUUAAUCCCCCCCCCCCCCCCCCCCCCCCCUCAUAUUAUUUGGGUCACUUUUUUGUAUUAUUUCAAAUUACUUCUUUCACUAUAUUUUUCAAAAUUAUCAUAAAAACCGUCCAAAACUUACUUUUUUUAUACCAACAUAAUUUUAAAAAAUUACGUGAAACUCAUGCUAGAGAUAGUAUGAAAGGGAGGGGUUAUAUGCUUUCAACUUAGAUAACGGCUCAUUCUAGUACAACAGGGCCACUAAUAUGUACUUUGAAUCGAAUGAGAAGAGUUCUUGAUGUAAAAAUUUAAAAUAAAUCCCAAUCGUUAAUUUACUUCAAAGCUUCACUACUUUCGAUAACAUUGAAAUUUAAGAGCAUUUCAAUAUUCAUCUCCUUUAACUUAAGUUGGUAAC
Messenger RNA from Cuscuta epithymum, 1872 nucleotides. Lineage: Eukaryota; Viridiplantae; Streptophyta; Magnoliopsida; Solanales; Convolvulaceae. The record is from the annotation of a GenBank genome assembly.